AGAGGCGGGAGAGUCACUUUCGGAUCCGUGGCCACUGAAUCACCCUCCAGUAGCCCUUUCUCUUGUCUCCUUCUGUUAGAACAUGGUGCGGACUAAAGCAGACAGUGUCCCAAACACCUAUAGAAAAGUGGUGGCUUCCCGUGCUCCCAGGAAGGUGCUUGGUUCCUCCACCUCUGCCAUCAACUCUCCAUCUCCUUCAUCCAGGAAAGCUGAAAACAAGUAUGCAGGAGGGAAUCCAGUUUGUGUACGCCCAAUUCCCAAGUGGCAAAAAGGAAUUGGAGAAUUCUUCAGUAUGUCUCCUAAAGGUUCAGAAAAAGAAAAUCAGAUUCUUGAAGAGGCAGGACCGAGUGGCUUAGGAAAAGCAAAGAAAAAAACAUGUCCUUUGCAACCUGAUCACUCAGAUGAUGAAAAAGAAUAGAACUUUAUUAUUCAUCUUUGAAUAAUGUCUUGUGUUUACUCUGGUAUCCUAGAAGUGUAUGAAGAUGUUUGUCCAACUGGCUUUGUUAAAUAGGCAUUUAAUUUAGAAAAUGAGGCAAAGACUUAAUUGUUAAAAAGUAAUUGUGAAUUGAAGAAUUUGUAAAAUUAUGGCUACUUGUUUAGCUCAUUAUUCAAUUUAAUGCAAUAUGUUGUUUCUUUGACCUAGUAUUAAGCUUCUGUUCUCAUAAAAAAUCAGAUUUCAUCAUCUAA
Molecule: messenger RNA, 687 nt
Organism: Dipodomys spectabilis (banner-tailed kangaroo rat)
Lineage: Eukaryota; Metazoa; Chordata; Mammalia; Rodentia; Heteromyidae
Gene: Pclaf
Product: PCNA clamp associated factor
Exons: 4
Coding region: 83-418 (111 amino acids)
Biological process (GO): translesion synthesis; regulation of cell cycle
Cellular component (GO): nucleus
Molecular function (GO): chromatin binding
Source: RefSeq, a predicted model, not a curated record